This is a messenger RNA of Metarhizium album ARSEF 1941, 2775 nucleotides long. RefSeq names its product Ankyrin repeat-containing domain protein. The record is from RefSeq and is a predicted model, not a curated record. The coding region runs from base 1 to 2775 and encodes 924 amino acids. NCBI's taxonomy places the organism in Eukaryota, Fungi, Ascomycota, Sordariomycetes, Hypocreales, Clavicipitaceae. Gene Ontology annotation, molecular function: protein binding. The transcript has a single exon.
AUGUCGUCGAUGUCUUCGUCGAUGUCUUCGUCGAGGUCUUCGACGUCGUCAGACGCUCGUCGUGAGGACUUGGAGGAGAUUGUUCAGAAGGUAGAACCCCGGGCCUUGUUGUCUCUCCUACGAUGGCAGCCAUUCCUUGCAGCGGUAGUCCUGCCGAACAGCAUUUCAAAGAGAACCCGUGAAGGCUUAACGAUCCUACAUUUGCUUCUGGAGCCUGACGAGGGGGACCCGUUGGAAGCCGGGUCCCAUCGCAGCCUGUUCAGGGCACUCCUCGCGCGGAGUGACCAUGUCAACCUGUGGAUCCGGAGAGCGAAAAAAUGCAAAGACAAUCUCUUAUCUCAUGCGAUAUCACGGAGGAAUGAAGCGGCAAUCAUGGCAUUGCUACAAGACCAGCGCGUCUACGUGAACACUAAAUGCCCUUGUCUCCAAGGCUUAUGUCCGUUGAAAUAUGCCGUCCAAGAAAAGCAACUAGGACUUGCUCGCGCGCUGCUCGUUCGGAGAGACAUUAGUUUGUUAAUCAACACAUGCGCUGAGGCACAGCCGCUGUGUGCGGCCAUGAACAGCGACGAGGUUUGGAGACGACUGCUGUCCUAUGACGCAACGAAGUUGGCGGAUUACGACGCACCACUCACGCAACUUGCCAAUGAGCACUCGGAAGUCGUCGAGUUUUUGCUAUCGCCGCCUCGCGACGGGAUGGACCUCGGACGAAUCAGCACCAAUCGGACGCUAUUGUCGUUUGCUGCCCAGUAUGGGCAUGUGAAGAUCUUCGACCUGCUCGCAUCGCGGUCUGAUUUCGAUGCAGACGUCAAAGACGACCAAGGUCUAACACCACUAUCAUACGCUGCUGAGCAGGGACACGUCGAAGUCGUCGAACGUUUGCUAUCCAAGGCUGGGGUUGAUGUAAACUCUCUAGACAAGGCAGCUCGAACGCCACUGUCGUACGCUGCCGAGCGUGGACAUGGCAAAGUCGUCGAACGUUUGCUAUCGGCGCCUGGAGUCAUUGCAGACUUGGGACAGGACAACACAAAGACGACGCCGUUGAUGCAUGCUGUUGACAAAGGGCAUACACAAGUCGUCCAGCACCUUUUGCGGUCUGGAGCUUCUGUAAGCACCAGGGACAUAUGGCAUCGAUCGCCAUUGUCAUUUGCUGCUGACCGGGGGGGAAUUGACGUCGUUGAGCUUUUGCUACGCCAUCCCGGCGUUGAGAUAAGCUCUGACGAUGUAUUCAGGGCUGCUCGGAGGUGGCAAGGAAAACUCUUCACGCGCCUGCUUUCUGCGCAGCGAGGCAACGGCAGUGGCGAAGAUCAGGGGCUCGAUUCGCCAAAAGGGGAUGUCACCACGGAGAACUAUUCACAAAUCUUGGGAUUCCUGCUUUCGUGGGACCCCGAUGACAAAGAAGGUAGCAUCGAAGGCCGGCUAGCAUCUGCUGCCUCGCGUGGAGAUGUAGAAUUCUUGGAGUGCAUACUAUCGCAACCUGGCGUCGAGGAAUACGUUGCACGUUACAGGAAUGCGGCCUUGACACGGGCGGUCGAUGCUGGGCAUGAAGAAGCUGUAGAGUUUCUUCUAUCCCGGGCUAAUGCUAUGGCAACUCAUAGAGAUUCUUGGGGCCGUUCGCCACUUUCCCAUGCCGUUUCGGCUGGGAAUGCAAAACUGGUAAAGCAGCUAGCAGAUCCUGAUCUUUACGCCGGCGACCAACACGACUACUUUUCAAAGCCACUGAUCCAGGCUGCUGAGAUGGGUCGCCGCGAUCUAGUUGAGCUGCUACUAGCAGGCUCCCCAGCCGAGGCAAAGCAAAAGGCGCUACUCGCGGCUAUUGAGGAUGGCUCUGCAUCGGUGGUAGAGCUACUUCUCUCGCAGCCUGAUGUCGUCGCAGACCCCGCUGAUGCUCAUUCGAAAUCUGAUGUCGACUCAGACUCCCGCGAUGCUGAAUCGAAAUUUGAUGUCAGCUCAGACUCCGAGAGUUCUGAUUCGCAAUCUAAUGACGACACAGACUCCGAGAGUUCUGAUUCGCAAUCUAAUGACGACACAGACUCCAAUGGUUCUAAUUCGCGAUCUAAUGUCGACACAGACUCCGAUGGUUCUGAUUCGCACAUCCCAACGCCGCUACUUCUGGCCGUUGGGAGAGAUGACGAGGAAAUAGUCAAGCUGCUACUGCCACGCUGCUCAGGAAACUCAAAAUACGAGGCACUAGUUUGUGCCAUCAAGCAGCGUGCUCGAGUAGCAGACCUGCUAAUCGAGGAUCGUGACUUAGACUCGAAAACGUUACUAUUGUCUGCUGCCCACGACUGCCCCCAGCUCUUCGAAAGGCUCUUACGAGAGAAGCGUGUGGAUGUCAACGUCCGAGACCCAUUCGGACAUACGGUGCUGUUUGAGGCCGUCCGAAAGCACCACCGAGAUAUGGUAAAGUUUCUGCUAUCACAGCCCGGCAUUGACAUACUCGGCAAGGACGAAUUUGGCCGUCAACCGCUGUGGUAUGCUCGCAAACCACGCAUUAUCCAAGAGCUGCUAAGGCACGGCCCGGUAGAACAGAUGGAAGCAACCGCUGCAGACAUGCUGCUGAACGAGGACGUGUACCUGGCACACGAUGCCAUAAAGCUAUUGCAUGAUGUUUGCCGAGCCGGCCCGAUCUGGCAGGAUCCGCAAUUUCGAAAAAAUGUUCUGUUAACAGCCGUCAGACAAACGGAAACCCCCUACGUCAAUAUGCUACUAACCCAGCCGGAUUUCGACAUGAAGAUGCGCGAAGCAGAUUCUCCCGGGGACACCGCGCCGAUGUAG